Messenger RNA from Brienomyrus brachyistius, 1376 nucleotides. RefSeq names its product motor neuron and pancreas homeobox 1 (gene mnx1). Lineage: Eukaryota; Metazoa; Chordata; Actinopteri; Osteoglossiformes; Mormyridae. The transcript is spliced from 3 exons. Gene Ontology annotation, molecular function: sequence-specific double-stranded DNA binding; DNA-binding transcription factor activity, RNA polymerase II-specific. Bases 41 to 985 code for a protein of 314 amino acids. Gene Ontology annotation, cellular component: nucleus. Gene Ontology annotation, biological process: central nervous system development; spinal cord motor neuron cell fate specification; neuron projection morphogenesis. The record is from RefSeq and is a predicted model, not a curated record.
UUAAGUUGCACCACUUGGAGCGACUGGGACUCCAGGCCAGAUGGAAAAAUCCAAAAAUUUCCGCAUCGACGCCCUCCUGGCUGUCGAUCCUCCAAAAGUACAGACCUCUCCCCUGGCGCUGGUUACCUCUCUGUCCUCCUCUUCCCUUUCAUCGUCCGGAAGUGUAAACGCUUCUGAGCUGAACACCAGCACCGAUUCCUUAAGGACUGAGAGCCCAUCGCCGCCAAGGAUUUCCUCUUGCGGCCUGAUUCCCAAACCGGGCUUCUUGAAUAACGCCCACUCCAGUAUGGUUGGAUUACAUCCUCAAAGUACCGCGGGUAUUCCGCCGCAGGCUUUCUACGGCCACCCAAUGUAUACGUAUUCUGCGGCUGCCCUUGGUCAGCAUCCGGCCCUUUCCUAUUCCUACCAGCACGGGUCCCAUCACCACCACCCCAACGAGUCCGUCAAACUCACCGCAGGAACGUUUCAACUGGACCACUGGCUGCGCGUCUCCACAGCAGGAAUGAUGCUUCCGAAAAUGUCGGAUUUUAACUCUCAAGCGCAGUCUAACUUACUGGGCAAGUGCAGAAGACCAAGGACCGCGUUCACCAGCCAGCAGCUGUUGGAGCUGGAGCAUCAGUUUAAGCUAAAUAAGUACCUUUCCCGGCCCAAAAGAUUCGAGGUGGCCACAUCAUUAAUGCUGACUGAAACCCAGGUAAAAAUAUGGUUUCAGAACAGGCGGAUGAAAUGGAAGCGCAGCAAGAAGGCGAAGGAGCAAGCGGCCCAGGACGCCGAGAAGCCCAGAAACAGCAAAAACGGCCAAGACAAGUCCGACGGCUUGGAGAGGACGGACUGCCAGCGGUCAGACCCCGUGAAAAGCAACAGAACAAGAGACUUCAGGGACAGUGACGAGGAAGAAGCGGAUGAUAAUUACCUGUACAACUCGUCGGAUUGCUCCUCGGAGGACGAGAGAAGCCACACCGGGCAGAUCAGUCCGCAGCAGUAAGAUGAUUAGGCCGGCGGCGGUGUACGGUAGUCUGAAACAUUUAUUUUAUUUGUAUUGAAUAUUUUAAACGGUCUGUCUAAUUUUACGAGAAACGUGCAUGUAUUCAUUACCUGCAAUUGAAAGUUAAAAUUACAAAUCUAAUCACUAAAAAUAUAAAAUCAUUUCCAUCGACGGCUUGAUGUGAAGCUGAUACAGAAAAAUAAAACUCUGAUUUAUUUGCAUUAACAAGGACACUUACUCUCACGUUGAGAAAUUACCAGUCGAAUCUCUUACAAUGCAUGUUUUUCUCUCUUAGAAAUGUUGUUUAAUCAGUCUUAAAAUUUCAACUUCAUUCCCUCGCACCUCACGGCUACUUGAGUGUGAGCAAUUUUUAUAGGCCUACUAAAUUAAA